Molecule: messenger RNA, 980 nt
Organism: Pieris napi
Lineage: Eukaryota; Metazoa; Arthropoda; Insecta; Lepidoptera; Pieridae
Product: flavin reductase (NADPH)
Exons: 3
Coding region: 357-971 (204 amino acids)
Source: RefSeq, a predicted model, not a curated record
GGAAUUACACAAUUCUCAGCUGAUUUCACGUAUAAAUAACCAGAAAACAUACGAUGGUUUAAAUUUCGUAAAUUGAACCGAACGUGACUGUUGUUCAAGAUACCUUACUAAUUGUCAAUAGAAGUGAUUUUUGUAAUUUUUGCUAACUUUAUUCAGUCGUAAUUAUCCGCGCGCCAAUCAGUAAUCAGUAUUACUCGGUGCAUUAAAGGUAUUAGACGUAUGUUGAAUCAUUUCUGGGUUUGUCUUUUAGAUAACCUAAGAUUAGAUAAUAUACCGAAAGAAUCUUAGCACUCCUUAUAUCCUUUAUCAGAAUUUUUUGAUUGUGGUGUAAGUGUAGACAUAUAUCAAGAGCAGCCAUGAAGGUCGUAAUAUUUGGAUCCACCGGCAUGACCGGUGUUUGCGCUGUUGAAGCAGCUCUAAAAAAAGGAUAUGAAGUCCGAGCUUUCGUACGCGACCCGUCAAAGCUUCCCGAGGACUUGAGAUCAAAAGUGGAAGUUAUCAAAGGCGAUGUCUUGGAAGCUGACUCCGUAACUAACGCCAUUGAAGGCACAGAUGGUGUGGUCAUUGCCUUAGGUACCCGGGGUGUUCUAGAGCCGACUUCAGAUAUGUCAGAGGGCACGAAAAAUAUCAUCGACGCUAUGAGAGCGAAACACGUGAAGGUGGUAUCUGCUUGCAUUUCCGCUUUCCUGUUUUAUGAAGCAGACAAAGUCCCGGAGAGAUUUAUUUCGAUCACCAAGGACCACAAGAGAAUGUUCGAGGAGCUUAAGGGAUCUGGAUUAGACUGGAUCGCGGUCUUCUCGCCUCAUAUUUCUGAUGACCCAAGCCGGGAUAUCAUCGUUGAAGUCAACCCCGAGAAGUCGCCUGGACGCGCCGUCUCCAAACACGAUUUGGGAAGAUUUCUUGUAGACUCUUUAACCGAAUCCAAAUAUUAUAAGACGGUUAUUGGUCUGUGCAAUGUACCUAAAGCAUAAACACGUUUA